UAGCAUUUCCCACUUCGACGAAAAAUCUGCUUAGCUUUUCUCACUUUAUAUCUUUCUUCUUUCUUGAUCGCUCAACUCACAGCGACGCACUUCCUCAGAGUUGUCGGUCCUGCAAGGAGAUACCGAUCAUGUCUCAGCGCAAGCUUAGUCGAGUUCCCAGUAUCAGAGACCGAGUAGAGGAUACUCUCUCUGCGCAUCGCAACGAACUUGUCGCUCUCCUCUCCAGGUAUGUGGCUCAGGGAAAACGGAUUUUGCAACCCCAUAAUUUGAUUGAUGAGCUCGAAAGCAUCCUCGGCGAGGAUGAAGCAUCACAGGAUCUUAAAAAUGGUCCCUUCGGCGAAAUCCUCAAGUCCGCACAGGAAGCCAUAGUUUUCCCUCCUUUUGUGGCAAUUGCAGUUCGUCCAAGACCUGGUGUUUGGGAAUAUGUCCGUGUUAAUGUUUAUGAACUCAGUGUGGAGCAAUUGAGUAUCCCUGAAUAUCUUCACUUCAAAGAGGAACUUGUAGAUGGAACGACUCAUGGCACUUUUGUAUUGGAGCUUGAUUUUGAACCAUUCAAUGCUUCAUUUCCUCGUCCAUCUCGAUCAUCGUCCAUUGGCAAUGGUGUUCAAUUUCUCAACCGUCACCUUUCGUCAAUUAUGUUUCGGAACAAGGAUUCUUUGGAGCCAUUACUUGAUUUCCUCAGACUUCACACAUACAAAGGGCAUACACUGAUGUUAAAUGAUCGUAUCCAGAGCAUCUCCAAACUACAGUCAGCUUUGGUCAAGGCUGAGGAUUAUCUCUCUAAGCUUAAACCUGAUGCAGGCUAUUCUGAGUUUGAAUAUGUAUUACAAGGAAUGGGUUUUGAGAGAGGUUGGGGUGAUACUGCUGAAAGGGUGAUGGAGAUGAUGCAUCUUCUCUCUGACAUUCUACAGGCUCCUGAUCCUUCUACAUUAGAGACUUUUCUUGGAAGAGUUCCUAUGGUGUUUAAUGUUGUUAUAUUAUCUCCUCAUGGCUACUUUGGUCAAGCCAAUGUCUUGGGUUUGCCUGACACUGGUGGGCAGGUUGUUUAUAUAUUGGAUCAAGUGCGUGCCCUUGAGAACGAGAUGCUUCUUAGAAUCCAGAAGCAAGGACUAGAUUUCACUCCAAGAAUUCUAAUUGUUACCAGGUUGAUACCUGAUGCAAAGGGGACAACCUGCAAUCAGCGGCUAGAAAGAGUUAGUGGUACUGAACACACUCAUAUCUUGCGAGUUCCUUUCAGAUCACAUACAGGAAUUCUUCGUAAAUGGAUCUCAAGGUUUGAUGUGUGGCCUUAUCUGGAGACUUAUGCAGAGGAUGUUGCUAGUGAAAUUGCUGCUGAGUUACAGGGUUAUCCUGAUUUCAUUAUUGGAAAUUACAGUGAUGGAAACCUUGUUGCGACUUUAUUAGCUUCUAAGAUGGGAGUGACACAGUGCACAAUUGCGCAUGCACUAGAGAAAACAAAAUAUCCAGAUUCAGAUAUAUAUUGGAAAAAAUUUGAGGAGAAGUAUCAUUUUUCAUGCCAAUUCACUGCUGACCUAAUAGCAAUGAACAAUGCUGACUUUAUCAUCACUAGUACAUAUCAAGAGAUUGCAGGAACGAAGAAUACUGUUGGCCAAUAUGAGAGCCACAGUGCAUUUACUCUUCCUGGGCUCUACAGGGUUGUUCAUGGCAUUGAUGUUUUUGAUCCUAAGUUCAAUAUUGUCUCUCCUGGGGCAGAUAUGAGCAUCUACUUUCCCUACUCUGAAAAGCAGAAAAGAUUGACUGCCCUGCAUGGUUCAAUUGAACAGCUGUUAUAUGAUCCUGAGCAGACUGAUGAGCACAUUGGUACACUUAAAGAUCGGUCAAAGCCCAUAAUAUUUUCCAUGGCAAGGUUAGACCGAGUGAAAAACAUUUCUGGCUUGGUAGAAAGCUAUGGUAAGAACAGCAAAUUGAGGGAACUGGUCAACCUGGUUGUGGUGGCUGGCUAUAUUGAUGUAAAGAAGUCCAGGGACAGAGAAGAAAUUACAGAAAUUGAGAAGAUGCAUGAUCUCAUGAAGAAAUAUAAUUUAGAUGGUGAUUUUCGUUGGAUAGCUGCCCAAACAAACAGGGCACGUAAUGGUGAGCUUUAUCGCUAUAUAGCAGACACCAGAGGUGCCUUCGUUCAGCCUGCUUUCUAUGAAGCUUUUGGACUGACAGUUGUGGAGGCCAUGACUUGUGGGCUGCCCACGUUUGCUACUUGCCAUGGUGGUCCUGCUGAGAUAAUUGAGCAUGGCGUAUCGGGAUUUCACAUUGAUCCUUAUCACCCUGACCAAGCUUCUGAAGUAUUGGUUGAUUUCUUCCAACGGUGCAAGGAGGACCCAGGCCAUUGGAAUAAAAUAUCUGAUGGUGGUCUUCAAAGAAUUUAUGAGAGGUACACAUGGAAGAUAUAUUCCGAGAGGCUCAUGACCUUGGCGGGAGUUUAUAGUUUCUGGAAGCACGUGUCCAAACUUGAGAGGCGUGAAACUCGACGAUAUCUUGAGAUGUUCUACAUCCUUAAGUUCCGUGAUUUGGCAAAUUCUUUUCCUCCAGCAAAGGACGAUGCAAAUUAACCCAUCGGCGGUGCCUAGGCAAUUUGCAGCCAAUGUAAUUCUGAAAUGAGUGGAUGAAGACACUCUGAGAAUAUGUAGUGUCUGAAUAAAGUUCUGCUACUGUGUGCGUUACAAUGACAUUGUUCUCUGGUCAUGCUGGGGCUUCCACGUCUCGUUUGUUUUUCUAAUAUUUGUAAUGUAUUGAAAAGAGAAUCAAGGAAGCGGAAUUCCUCUAUUUCCCGCCAUAAAUUCAUCACUCGCAUUUUAACCCGA
Molecule: messenger RNA, 2816 nt
Organism: Prosopis cineraria
Lineage: Eukaryota; Viridiplantae; Streptophyta; Magnoliopsida; Fabales; Fabaceae
Product: sucrose synthase 2
Exons: 15
Coding region: 129-2564 (811 amino acids)
Biological process (GO): sucrose metabolic process
Molecular function (GO): sucrose synthase activity
Source: RefSeq, a predicted model, not a curated record